CGAUAUCCAGCACCAUGAGGAAACUGUGACUGUCCCAAAACAAGCGCGCGUGUGGUGCCGAUAAGUGGUAGUACUAUGCUUCCUCCGAGAUGCCACGGACGGCAAUACUGUAUCGCUGCCAGCCUUAUCAGCUCAGCCUCGCGGGGUAGUAAUGACGUAGUUCAGAAGAAGCAGCCUUAUCGGUCUACUCAAAGUCCCGGCGGAGGCCCGUGUCUACGUCUACGUGCUAUCUCAAUAACCUACUCGCUCCCGCAGGAUCGCUACUCUUCCGCUUACUAUCGGCAGCACUGCGAGUUCAACACACCCUUAUACUGAAACAUGCCACGAAAAAUCCUCAUCGGAUUCGGUGUCGAUGUUGACGCCGUUGCCGGAUGGCUCGGCUCAUACGGCGGAGAGGAUUCACCGUUGGACAUCUCGAGGGGUGUGUACGCUGGAGAAGUGGGCACUCCCCGGCUUCUCAAACUCUUUGCGAAGUACAAUAUCAAGACCACCUGGUUCAUUCCUGGUCAUAGUCUUGAGACAUUCCCUGAGCAGAUGGCUGCUGUCCGAGACGCUGGUCAUGAAAUUGGCCUGCACGGUUAUUCACAUGAGAAUCCUGUUGCGAUGACGAUAGAGCAGCAGCGCGACAUACUAAACCACACCUACGACUUACUUACAAAAUUCAACAACGGCAUUCCUCCGAAAGGGAGCGUAGCCCCUUGGUGGGAGACAAGCAAGGACGGUAGCUUUCUUUUGCUAGACAAGGGCAUUGAAUACGAUCACUCCAACAUGGCGCACGAUUCACAGGCUUACUACCUACGUGAUCAAGAUCUCUGGACGAAGAUCGAUUAUAAGGCGAAGGCAGAGACUUGGAUGAAGCCUCUCGUUCGUGGGAAGCAAACGGGGCUUGUGGAAAUUCCCGGGAACUGGUACCUCGAUGACCUCCCUCCUAUGAUGUUUAUCAAAUCUAGUCCUAACUCUCACGGAUGGGUGAACUCUCGGGAUGUGGAGCAACUUUGGAAGGAUAUGUUCACGUACCUGUACAGGGAGGAAGAGAAUUUCAUCUUUCCCAUCACGAUCCACCCCGAUGUCAGUGGUCGUCCUCAUGUGCUGUUGAUGCUUGAACGCUUCAUCGAGUGGGUCAACACGCACGCCGACGUGCGCUGGGUGCCUAUGAUCGACAUGGCAAACGAGUUCCGCGCGAGAGUCGCCCCACCACCCGGGGCGCUCAUGCCUCGGGGCUUCGUCCCCACGCCCCCCUCGGCGUCUGCGCCGCCCGCGAAGCCUCCUUUUACAGCCAAGCUGUGAGCGCGAAUGCAAAGUCCAAUCGGAAGCCCGGCAACAUAGCUGCAAACGACGGCAUAUGAGGAAGAAAAAGGAUCGUGAGGAGAUGCUCAUUACAGAACGGGGACUGAGCGUCGUCCUAUUUCCGACCACAGUGAGAGACCCAGUGUUUGAUGGGGUAUCGGGCAUCAUCAUGGCUGUCUGGAUACGAAACGGGGAGGCCAGAGGGUCGCAACGUGUACGCCGUCAUCGAACAGCGUCA
Messenger RNA from Dichomitus squalens LYAD-421 SS1, 1525 nucleotides. RefSeq names its product glycoside hydrolase/deacetylase. The record is from RefSeq and is a predicted model, not a curated record. Bases 319 to 1287 code for a protein of 322 amino acids. Gene Ontology annotation, molecular function: hydrolase activity, acting on carbon-nitrogen (but not peptide) bonds. The transcript is spliced from 12 exons. Lineage: Eukaryota; Fungi; Basidiomycota; Agaricomycetes; Polyporales; Polyporaceae. Gene Ontology annotation, biological process: carbohydrate metabolic process.